Zingiber officinale is the source of this 2994-nucleotide messenger RNA. RefSeq names its product auxin response factor 9-like. Gene Ontology annotation, biological process: response to hormone; regulation of DNA-templated transcription. The record is from RefSeq and is a predicted model, not a curated record. Gene Ontology annotation, molecular function: DNA binding; protein binding. NCBI's taxonomy places the organism in Eukaryota, Viridiplantae, Streptophyta, Magnoliopsida, Zingiberales, Zingiberaceae. Bases 671 to 2692 code for a protein of 673 amino acids. The transcript has 14 exons. Gene Ontology annotation, cellular component: nucleus.
AAGGGUGGCCGCCGGCGGUGGGCGAUGCGAUGGCGACGCCGUCAACGAAGGCGACGUGAGAGGCGGGGAGUGGAAGGAGGAGUAGUUCCUUUUCUGUUUUUAAUCGUUCCCUUCUUCCUUCUCUUCCUCGUGAUUGCCUGUCGACCCAUGACUUUGACCGCCCACGCCCACGCGCCCACCGCCUGUUGGUUCUUGGGCGCCUCAGGGAACCCGAUGCGUAGCUGCGUACAAGUUUUGGUAUAAUCUAAACUAAACAUUGUGGCGCCCGGGAGGCGAAAGGAGUGGGGAGUGAGGAGGAGGUGCAAGCUGCUCUCUUUGUUAUGUUCCCUGUUCUGAAGCGUCACUGGCCAGUACAAAGCUGACUCCAAAAGUGUGCCAAGCGUGGGACCAAAAUAGACUAGAGUCUAGAGGGAAGAAGAUAGAAGAGCAAUGGUGGGAGGGAGAGUGAUGAGCGAGGAGUUAAAAAUGAGUUUUUUAUGCUUAAUAAAGGAGGCGUUGUUUUUGCGAAUGUGGUGGCGCCGCUGCUUUAAUGGGUUGGGUAACAAUAAGAUAUCUGCCGUUGCUGCUGCUCCUGCAAUAGGACCUCGAGUAGGAGAAAGGAGGAAAUUGGGAUCGUCACCGGCCGUGCUGCUUGUGCUGCUGCCGGUGGAGAAAAGGGGGCGCCUUCUUUAUGGCGGCGAUGGCGGAAGGGCAGGAGAGCGAGAAAGGUCUCUAUGCAAGGGAUCCACUCUAUGAGGAGCUGUGGAGGGCUUGCGCCGGGCCUCUGGUGGAAGUGCCAAGGGCCAAGGAGAAGGUCUUCUAUUUCCCACAGGGCCAUAUGGAACAGUUGGAAGCAUCGAUGAAUCAGGAGUUGAAUCAGCAGAUUCCUCUCUUCAAUCUCCCUUCAAAGAUUCUCUGCAGCGUUGUUGAUGUUCGACUGAAAGCUGAUCCUGAAACGAAUGAAGUGUUUGCUCAAGUAGUUCUUCACCCAGAAGUGGAUCAACAUGAAGUUCCAAGUCCUAAUGAAUGUUUUGUGGAGGCAAGACCCAAAGUGUACUCUUUCUGUAAGAUUUUGACAGCCUCAGACACUAGCACUCAUGGUGGAUUCUCUGUUCUUAGAAGGCAUGCCACUGAAUGCCUUCCUCCACUUGACAUGUCACAACAGAUUCCAACUCAGGAACUUGUGGCCAAGGAUCUUCACAACUUUGAAUGGAGAUUCAAGCACAUCUUCAGAGGUCAACCACGGAGACACUUGCUCACCACUGGAUGGAGUACCUUUGUCACAUCUAAGAGAUUAGUUGCCGGAGAUGCAUUUAUUUUCUUAAGAGGGGAGAAUGGAGAACUGCGUGUGGGGGUAAGACACCUUGCUAAGAAACAAACAACAAUUCCGGCCUCAGUCAUAUCCAGCCAGAGCAUGCAUCUUGGUGUGCUUGCAACUGCCUCGCAUGCUUUUACAACUCAUACUCUCUUUACUGUCUACUACAAGCCAAGGACAUGUCAAUAUAUUGUAAAUGCCAACAAAUACUUAGAAACAUUGAAAGUUGGAUACAAUCUGGGGACUAGAUUUAAGAUGAAAUUUGAGGGUGAAGAUGUUCCUGAAAAAAGAUUUUCUGGGACCAUUAUUGGGUUUGAAGAUCUUUCUUCUCAGUGGAAAGAUUCUAAAUGGAGAUCCUUGAAGGUUCAAUGGGAUGAGGCUACUAAUAUUGAGCGACAUAAUAGAGUUUCUCCUUGGGAAAUUGAGCCUUUUAAUGCCUCUAUGCCUUCUGAAAAUGUCCCGCUGCCGGUGAUUGUCAAGGACAAAAGAUCAAGGCAGCCUAGUGAUAUUAAGGAUAUCUCAGCCUUUGGACCGACUGAGCUACAAGAUUUAGCUGCCUUAAUUAGCAGAGGUUCAGAACUUGACGAAACACAAGAAACUUGGUUAUCUAUUAAAAAAGGAUGCAAGAGAAACAAUAUCAUAUGCAUGACAAGUUCACAGGACUCUUUAAUGUUUGAUGGUUGGUUGAAGGAAGCCCAAUCUCCUGCUAAGAGCUCAGGUUCCUCACUAACUUCACUCAAACUAUCCCAAAAAAUAUGUGAAGAGACCAAGUGCAUGACUGAGCCUGCCCUUAAGUUAGGAAAUGUCAUGGAGUACCCGAAGAAACCUGAAGGCAGUACUGCCAAUUACCGCUUAUUUGGGAUCGAUUUGUCUAAUCACUCAAACAACAUAGCAGACUCCAAGGUAGCAGUGACAUUUCCUUUCAGCAAAAAUAGUGUGCCUUUUGAGCAUCAUUCUGCAAAGCUAUCUACUCCUUUGGAAGACUCUAAACGUAAGUUGGGGCUUUCCAAAACUUCAAAAGAUCAAAAACAAUCCCCACAAGAUGGUUCAAAGGAGAUCCAUGGACGACAAACUUGUCUAGCUAGAAGCCGUAUCAAGGUUCAUAUGCAAGGCAUUGCAGUAGGCCGAGCUUUGGAUUUGACAGUACUAGAAGGAUACAAUCAACUGAUAACAGAGCUGGAAGAAAUGUUCAAUAUCAAAGGGGAACUUCACCAGAAUAAAUGGGAAGUUAUCUUCACUGAUGAUGAGGGUGAUAUGAUGCUAGUUGGUGAUGACCCUUGGAUGGAAUUCUGCAAAAUGGUCAGGAAGAUUUACAUCUACCCUACUGAAGAGGUGAAGAAAAUUAAGCCUUUCGGCGGUCAUACUUCAGCAGUGGAUGAUGAAGAAAUCCUUUUUUAAGGGUACAGGAAUCAUGAACUGAAGGGAUGAGUACUAACAUCAUUCGUUUACUCACCAAUGCAAUGCAGUUAACGUGAAAGUCAUGAGAAUUUGCAACUCAUGUUCUUUAGGAGCUUGUAGAAAUAAAUUGCAGACAUGAAAUGCUGCAGUCAAUGCGGAGAACUACUUUUAGUAUCAUAUCUAUCCGUCUGUUUAUCUAUCUUAUCAAGAUUGUAGAGUUCAUAAGUUUAAAGUAUGAAGACAAUAUAUUUCUAUUGUGUUUAAACUAUUGUUUGGAGUUGCUUGCUUUCCUGAUUCUGCAA